Manduca sexta (tobacco hornworm) is the source of this 10808-nucleotide messenger RNA. It is a transcript of the gene Pur-alpha, whose product is annotated as transcriptional activator protein Pur-alpha. Gene Ontology annotation, molecular function: RNA polymerase II transcription regulatory region sequence-specific DNA binding; purine-rich negative regulatory element binding; DNA-binding transcription factor activity, RNA polymerase II-specific. The transcript is spliced from 10 exons. Gene Ontology annotation, cellular component: nucleus. The coding region runs from base 153 to 1037 and encodes 294 amino acids. Lineage: Eukaryota; Metazoa; Arthropoda; Insecta; Lepidoptera; Sphingidae. The record is from RefSeq and is a predicted model, not a curated record. Gene Ontology annotation, biological process: regulation of transcription by RNA polymerase II.
CAAAGUGUCAAAUUUUAUACGUAAUCUUUACGUCAAGGAAUUGGCAACAUAAAGGACUCAAUUUUGAUGGCUUCAAAACCAUAGACAAAGCCGAACUGUCCAAGAGUCUGAAAAGAUCGGCGGAUCGCCUGUAGAAUUCGGUGUGGAUUGCGAUGUCGGAUAUCGGCAGCGGUGACGAGGGGAUUUCUAGUCAGAAAUAUCAUGGUCAAGGAAUGGACGCGGGCGGGAACAAUUUUGACUCCGGUCAACAGCCACAAGAGCAGGAGUUGGCGACGAAGAUGCUGCAGAUCCAGUCGAAGCGGUUCUACCUCGACGUGAAGCAAAACCGCCGCGGCAGGUUCAUCAAGGUCGCUGAGAUCGGCGCGGACGGGCGUCGCAGUCAGAUCUUCCUGGCGAUGUCGACGGCGGCCGAGUUCCGCGACCACCUGUCCAGCUUCAGCGACUUCUACUCGUCGCUCGGCCCGCCCAACCCCGACAACGUGCCCGACGACGGCAAGCUCAAGUCUGAGAUGAUGCUCAAGGACAACCGGCGGUACUACCUGGACCUGAAGGAGAACUCGCGCGGGCGGUUCCUGCGCGUGUCGCAGACCAUCACGCGCGGCGGCCCGCGCUCACAGGUGGCGCUGCCGGCGCAGGGCAUGAUCGAGUUCCGGGACGCGCUCACCGACCUGCUCGACGACUUCGGUACCGACGACGGCGGGAUAUUGCCGGAGGAGCCACGGAUCUGGUUCAAAGGGGAACUGCCCGAGGGGCGGCACCUACGCGUAGACAACAAAAACUUUUACUUCGACAUCGGGCAGAACAACCGCGGCAUCUACAUGAAAGUUAGCGAGGAGGUGGUGGCAAAAAAAUUCGCGGUCCGUCGUCUCGAGGAGGUGAAGAGCAACUUCCGCACGGCGAUCACGAUCCCGGAGAAGUGCUGGAGCCGGUUCCGCGACAUCCUCGCCGACUACUGCGACAAGAUGUGUCGCGCGCACCAACAGAACGCCGACUCGCACCAGGACACAUUCAGCGGCGGCGCGUCGAACCGCAUUUGAUGCUCCGGCUCGCCCCCGUUCUACUGAGCUGGCCGCCGGCCCCUCCCGCCGCCCCGCGUUCCCCUGGUGACAGCUCGUGAGUGCGGCGCGGCGCCGGUCCGCGGUCGCCGAGCGUCGCCGCGCAUUACUUCACAUCAGGCUACAUUCUAUUGUAUAGGUUAUUGUGACGUAAAUUCGUAGCAGGAUUUAACUAAUUUAAUAGUGUAUUGAGUGGAAAUAUAUAUGUGGUUUAUUUGUAGGUGAAAUAGUGUUGUGACACUACCGUUUUUAAUGAUGUAAAGUAUCGAUAUUUUUACAGUAGAAAAAAAUGCGUCGCGCGACGUGUUUUAUCGAUUUAAAUUGGUUGUAUCUCAAUGUCCCCGUCUCUUUGGACCUGGUUUUCCCCGGUUACAUUUAGCCCAUUUUUGGUAACCUAGAAUACUGCGGUCCGUAUCGAUAAGUGUUUUUAGUUCAAAUUCUGCUACGGUUUUAUUGUAUAUAUUGUACGUCGUAUAUUUACACUUUACUUGGUUAUUUUAAUGUGCGUGAAGGAAAUUUAAAAUUUUACAUACAUUUCACAUAUAAAAUGCCUUUUUGGGAUAUCUAAAUUAACACAGCCCCCGAGGGGUUUCGGUUACUUGUCUUGUUUUAAAAACAACACUAACUUUAGGCGAUUUUGAGCUUUAUUUUUUUAAUAAUAUUUGUCUACUAUCCGUGUACAUAGUUCAUUUGCACGUCGUCGAUGCGGGGGCGGACAGGCGGCGGCGACAGCGAAUAUGUAUUUACCGACGUGACGAGACACUCAAGCUAAUCAAUAUCAUUUCAUGAUUUAUAUAUAUUUUUAAAUAUCGGGUCUCUUUUUGACUACUAGUAAAUUUUAUUCUUUCAAAAAAAUUCUAAAAUCGACGUACUUGGUCCCGUCCGUUCGCCCGACUCCGAUGCAUUCUGUGUCCCCGCAUCGACCGCUAACUUGUGAUGACGGCGCGACGUACGAGUCAUAUUGUUAAGUCGACAUUCUGACGGCCAGGCCCACAUUAUUUGUUACUAAUACAACUAAAAAAAAAACAACAAAAAAAUAUAUUAUAUGUAGGCGAGUACGCCUGGCCGCGUCACAGAACAUAAUAAUUUCAACGUUUAAAGAUAACUUUAAAUGCCACUUAUCUAGUUCGUAGGUGUAUGUGUUUUUUUAAUUUUAUUGUGAAUUAUUUAAUUAUAAAGGUUUUUUUUCUGUCUGUUUACAUUUGAGACACCACAGGCACGGGCGUCUGCGGGCGUUUGCGGUGGAAUGGAAUCAUUUUGAAUUUUAAAUGAAAGCAAAAUAAUAACUUAUUUCUAAUGUUAUGGGUCAUUCAAGUAUGUAUAAUCAGUUUAAUAUUAAAGUGUUCCUAUCCAAGGUUUCAUCGAAUGACAUGGUGGGUCAUUUUUUUUUUAAAUUGCCUCACUGGCACCAUCUAUUAACGGUUAAGUGCUACCGAAUUGGUGUCGAGGCGAAGUUAUAUUUUAAAAAACUAUUUUAAGUUCAAAUAGGCGUUUUAACAUUAUAUUCUAUUAAUUGCAAACAUUAUCACACCCACUUUAAAAAUAUAUCUUUUUUUGUGUAUCAUAAUGAUUCCAGUCUACGGAACGUAUCCCUGUUAGUAUCAAGGCACCGGGUGUUUACAGGGCUCGUAGGCCGCUCUAAUGUGACCCCUAUCCUCGAGUCCAGCACUAGCGGCCGGGGGUCACAUCAGAGCGGACAUCUCGAAUCAUUAGAUAAGUCACGUACUACUGUGAUAUACUCGUAGACGUACAAUCCGAAAGUUUUAAAAUGUUGUUAAGUGUGGGGCGGACCGCGGCGCGUGCGCAUUUUAAUUGAUAGCUUUAUAUUAGAAUUGUGUGCCAAUGUGGCUUUAUGUCAAAAUUCUAAAUUUAUUCUUUCGCAAAUGGCAGUUUUUUUGCUAUAUAAAAUUUUAUAUUCAUCGAAUUAGUGUCGAUGAAAAUUCGAGUAUACGCUAUUUUUAUCGAUUUAGAGAUACGCCGUGCUGGUCACGAAAAAAACGGUUUAUUCAACAAAAAAUGAUAUAAAUUGAGGCCGCAAGAAUCAAAGUGCUACGUAAUAGUAAAAUAUAGAUUUAACUUGAUCGGAAAUAACAGUAAAAUUGGCGACUGAAAGUUAAAAAAAAUGGAAUCAUUUUGAAGAUUUUAGAAAUAGCAAAAUUACAUCAACAUAAUGUGUUUUGAGAUAACCUCUCGUUGGGCGCCAUUAUAGAUUCAGUGAUGCAUUGUACACAUAGAUAGAAAAAUGAGUGUUGCGGCCGCAAUAACGAGUGGCUGCCAUUUGUCUAAAAGACACGCGAUCGUUUGGUGAGUCCGCCUACAGCGCGCCGCCGCGGCCCGCCCGCUGGGUAGAAUAAGUUUGGUAUGUAAGCACCCUGUGUUGCCACCGUGGGGAUCGCUCUUGGUACUAAACUCAUUUUAUGUAAGGAAAAUAUUUUAAAGUACAUCAGUACACAGUCUACAUAAGAAAGGUUAAAUUUUUUGAAUGGCUUUUUGUGGUUUUACAUUUUUAUGAUACCGCUUCGGUUGAGCCGGCUUCUCCGUUUCAAUCAGUCUUGUUUACAGUAUGAAAUAUUUAUCAGCUGUUUUUUUGGUCCUUCGAACACUUUUUACUCAAUAAGUUUUUUUACAAUUCAAAGACCGGUAACGCACGACAAUGUUUUAUUAACUUUGACCAUUUACCAUGAAGUGAGCGAUUUACACCUUUGUUGGUUACAAAUAAAGUGCCAGCAGCGAUCUCCACGUUGUGCUGAUUGCAUGUGAGCGUGUGUGGUUUGUAUAUAUGUAUGUAUACGAGUGCGCGGGACGCUAGUAUAAGAAGCACUACAACGGGCGUCGGACGUGCCUUCCACUUACUUUAAAGUAUUUAUGCAUUUUGUUUUUCAUUAUUUUUUACGAAUAUUACAUCACCCGGGAGUAUUUCACCUUUAUUGGUUGUCGCUAGUGAGCGGUGACGUCACGCGCCGCGCCGCACCAUGGCCUAAUAGCAAUAGCAAUAGAGGACGCUGCGCUGUGGCGCCUCGGACUGCGUACCCACGUGGGGCAGCCUGGGAAGGAAACUGCGCGCUUCUCUUGAUAAUUCAAUUCAAUGUUUAUGUACAAUGUAAUAAAGUGGAUAAUGGCAUACGAAGCUUAAUGCACGACAAUGUUAGCGACAUCGAAAUUUUUCAUUUACUGUAAGCGGAGCAUGCCUCACCUUAACUACAUAAAUGCGAAAUAUUAUUAUCUAUAGACAAACGCGCGUAGUUUCCCACCUGGUCCGCGCUAGCUCGUGUUAUAUUAUGUGUUACGUAUACGUGUAGGGAGAUGACCGUCGGCUGUGCAUGUUGAGUGCGCGUGCCUCCGAACUGUCUGUAUGUUAUUUUACGUUUAUAUCUGUGCUUCGUUGCUUCAGACGGUCCGCCAAUCGCACGGCUUUGCCACUAGUUAACGACUCGGUUAAUUCAAUAGUUAACGCAAACGUUUCCUGCUGUGUACUAUACAUGUAGAUGGCAGCACUUAUAAUAAGGAAAUUCUUAAGGAACUUUGUAUGUUAAGUGAUAGUCAGUAAGUGGUCUAACAAUAAUGUAGUAUAUACCGUGGAGCGUCAGCGGCAGUACGAGCAGGAAACCGACGCGGCUUCGUCGACGUGAUCAGUGGUAACUGUUGUUGUAGACUUACGUGUAAAGGUGUGUGCACAUCCGUCGCCCCGGCGUCGGCUGCGCUCGGAAUGUUAACGAAAAACGGUCUGAACAUAGCUGUGCUUGUGAUCUUCAAAAUGAAAAUGGAUAAUAAUGUUUUCUGGCGAUCCGCUGCCGGGGCGACAAGUGUGCGUGUGCCUCAAAGACAGUGGUCGCGGGACGGCCGGUGCGAAGUGAGUGCGGGGCCGCCCGCCGUCCCGCGCCGCCGUCUUCAAUUCUCCAGAUCUCACCGCCACAGAUAAUAAAGUGUCAUAUUAUGUUCCUGCGAGAUCUGCAGAAACCGUUCGAUUUGAAACAAAAAAAUAAUAGUGUAUUUUUCACCCUUUAAAUAUACAUAGAAAUAGUAGAGCGUGUCGGGUUGCACCGCGGUGCGCGGCGACUCGCGGCUGCAACCCGAAACGUCUUUUAUGUAGCUUAAUUUACAGUACAUUUUCCUUCUAAAGACCAUCACAUAGAGUGGCAAGUUGACGUCCGAUAUGUUACAUUAUAGAGAAAAAAAUUAAAAAUACCUAUAUAAAAAAAUCACUUCUCUAUACUAAUAAUAUAUAGAAAUAUAAUGGGCAGAGGAGGCGGCGCGGUUUGUUGUAAGUAAGUUAGGAUAGUUUAUAUUUUUUUAUGUUAGUCGCUUCCAUCGCGGUCGCGUCGGGUCGGGGGAGGCGCGGGGCGCGGCGGGGCGGGGGAGCCGCGCGGACUGCUCCGUGUUCCGCAUCGCAUAGAGAGUUACGGACGUGGGCUCGCGGGGGGGCGACGGACACCACACGUCUCCACACACAACACUCCAUCAUACUGAACACAAUAAAUAAAUUAAUCACACACACAGUGACAUUCCUAAGUUACACACACUCACACACUCACACAUUCACACACACACACACAUACACAUAUACUCAAUGACCGUCGUUUCCCCGCGACAAGUGGCUUAAUUUUAAAACAACAAUUUUAUGGUACAAAAUGUAAUUUUAGUUCCAUAGACUUAUAAGAAUUACAGAGUUUAUAUUUAGAUGAAGAAUAAAAAGUGAUUAUAUCCUCCGGUGGUCGCGCCGACCGCCUUAGCAGUCAGACGAUAAAAUAUAAUAAUUCUACUUGUAAUAAAAUAUCUAUAACAUAAUUAAAAAUUAAUAUUAAACAUAGUGUCUAUAUGUUGUGAAGAUAGAUAUCGCGUGGGUUAAUUAUGUCGGCAAUAGGCAGUAGUGCGUCUGAGUGUUCUGGGGACGGGAUCUUUCGUUUUCUCGUGACGUCUCUGUCCGGUGGGGCCGGCGGCUCCGUUCUCUCUUCUUCGACCGGUUUCCGGCUCGAAGGACCCCUUUUGUUCCUAUGAUUUUUUUAAAUUAUUUUGUCUCCUAAUUUGGAUUUUUUUAAAUUUAAAAUCUUGUUCAUCUUUAAUAAAUUCAAAUCCAUUUGUUUGACCUGGCACGGUAGCCACACUGCAUCACAUAGUAUAUUGAAGUCGAAAGAUAACGACCAUCGCCAGAAUUUCACCGGUCAGCUUUACUGGUCGACCACGGUCAAAUCGCUACGGCGAGUAUUACACCGUGUACCGUGAUUGACAUCGGGUCGGGACCUCCACCAACAAAUCACUUUAAAAGGAACCCGCCAGUGUGAGCCCGUGAGAGCCGCCGGCCCGCGCAGUGUUCGAGUGCUGUCCGCGACUGGCCGAGUGCUCGUGUGCUGCCCUCUGUGAUACCUCGCGCGGCACGUCCCCCGCCCGCCCCCCGCACCCUCACCCCCGCACACACCCCCGCGACCCUCCCAUGCUCUCGCCUCUCGCACGCUUCGCUAAUGCAUACUUACGUUACCGUGUACGUGAGUAUGGUUGCAGUUAUACAUUUUUUGUGUAGUUUCCAGUCACGGACGGUAAUGGUUUGGCUACGUACACUAUAACUGGUUACAAUGGCGGACACGUGAUUAUGACUAUCUUGUCGUCGAUCAUAGCCCAGUGUAGCCAAACCUUUAUUGAUUUGGUUGAGUGAUUGUCGACCUGGUGAGUGGUCUCCGUGUGAUUGGACGCGUGCAGUCUGAAGUGAUAGUCAAUUAUAUUGUAAUAUUCGUUACUCGCGCAGCAACGCCGACACACUUCACUUCCCACUCUCCCAUAAUUAUAGACGUAGUGUCGUGUGCAAUAGGGUGCUUAUUUGGUCAACGUUUUGAACUAUCUUGAAAACUAUGUCUAGUUCUAUGUCAGAGCCGAUUAACAACACCGCGGAACAGUGAAGCAGUUGUGCAAUGGUGUGUCGGCGCUGCAGCCGCGCCGCCUCCCGCCCGCUAAGUGUUAAAUAGGUCACUAUAGAUACGGAACGAUUCAACUGCAAAAAAUUAAGUAAAAAUAAUCAGAGAGUUAUAAUAGUACGUUAGUUUUAAUUAUAUUUCUGAUAUUAAUUGAUGUUUUGCUAAAAGAUAAUUUAUCUGUAUGUUACGUUUGAUGUUGCGAGGGUGUUUGCUUCUGCCGUCGCAGCCUCCACCGCAGCGCGGCGGGGCGCGUCGCACUCGCACUGCGUCGCGUCGCAUCGCGUCGUAUCGCGUCGUAUCGCGUCGCAUCGCGUCGUAUCGCGUCGUAUCGCGUCGCAUCGCGUCGCGUCGCGUGCGUGUGCGACCGCCUGCCGCGGACCUACUUGUUUUAUUACAUUACAGAGACACCAUUUUAUUGUUUUAAGCUGUUCCCGAACACUGCAAUAGCAUCGUAUUGUACGCCUGGCCGGACACUCGGCGAACAUAUAUUAGUGCCCGCGCGGCGUUAGCAGAGCGUUCCCCAGUGUUCCGGCAGGGCUCACCCCAAUUAACCGCCAUUACGCAACGGAACCUAGAAAUUCAUUUUAUAUUACAUAUAAGCAAAUAAGCAAUACCACAGUACCUGAGAUUUGAAAUAAAAAAGAAAUAUAAAAAUGUAAUAGUACGGAAAUAUAGCGGUUGAACACAAUACUUGGCGGUUAUCGAUGAGCAGUAACAAUAGCUGGAAGAGAGUUUAUGUAACAAUCAACGAACAGAUGAACAGACGUGUGGCUUGUGUUUGUGUGCUCAUUUAGUUUACUGGGCGGUUGAUCGUACCGAGCGUUCGGUGGUCUGAGGUCGGAACGAGACGUAUCCAAUUUGAACUAUUCGAACCGUAUAAUGAUAAGAGUCUAGGUUUUAUUUGGGAAUUGUUUGCAACGCUUCCUUCGACAGUGAAACUAUAAACGCAUUGCUUCGAGUCGGAUCGGCGGUCGGCAGUAAGAGCGCGGGCGAGCGCGGGCGAGCGCGCGACGCGCCGGCGCCGGCCGUGGCGGGGCCGCGCUCGCGCCGCUCCUUAGCGUAGACGGUUAGAGGGAUCACGGCGGAGUGAUAGGACUUGGUAGUAGCGGUAGGAGUAUUCAAGGUCUGACUGGUCGGCGCGCGUCUUACAUUUUUAUGCCAUUUUAUACUAACGAAUGUAGAGACGGUCAUUGGAAUUUAUAACUAUUGAUAUGGAUGUACAACUGUUCGGAAAGUGAUAAAUGUAAACACACAUUUUUUCAAAUUAAUCAUACAUUUUCAAAUUAUUAUAUAUGCUUUUUUCAUCACUUUCUAAACAGUGUGUCGUCAAACGCUUUACACGACUCAGUCAGACCUUAAAAAGUAAGAAACGGGCGUGCCAUAAACGUUAACUGACAUCAAAACGCCCAGCUUCGGUUGGCAUCACUGUCUCGAGUAAUGCUGCCAACCGAAGCCAACGAUAUGGCGCUUCACUGUACGUAAGAGAGAUUCGAGGCUCCGUACACUCUGUGUACGAAUUAGGGUACCCUUUGUAAUUACGUCCAUGUUGGAGUCAUCUCGUAUCGAGGGCACGAGAAGUAUACGGCGGCCGGAGCGUAUGCUUGCAGCAGUCCACUCGUGCCCGGAGCGGCCGAGACAGUGCAGCGGACAGCCGCCGCGUCCUCGGCUUGCUCAUGAGCGAUGGUACAAUAUCUUUGUUUCAGUUUAACGUAAGAGAUAAGUGGCCCGGCAGGUCUGGGGCGAGUGGCUGCCGCCGCCGCCAGACCUGCCUGGCGGUAUGAUAAGUGUGUGCCACCGAAUCGUUCGCAUGGCCAGAGAGCGUCGACAGAUCGUCACAGCACGUGCGAUAGCGAGCUAAAUAUCAGAGCGAAGGUGGGGGUGAACAAAUACUGCCAAUCGAUUGUAGUUUAUAUUAAAGUUAUGGAUAAUGAUUUGUAGAUUAAACGAAACAAUUUCGAAAUAUUGUGUCCUAAAUAUUGUAUGUAUAGUAUCUACACGCGCGGUGGCUGGGUGUUGUUCAAAUAUUCACUUCAAGUUGGGGGAAGUACGCGAAGAUGUGUGGAGCUGUAUCGUUUUGUUUGUGCCUUCUAACUCAUUCACCAUUCUGGGACAAUAGGACCACGAUUUAUUUGUACAUCGACUGUUUGGACACAUGUUCGGCCACCUUGUAAAUGUUUCUCUUCGGGCGAGGACGACGGAUACAAACUGUGUUCUGUAGUGUACCGAGCGACAGGGGGUUAUCUAGAUAGGUUUGCACCGGGCGCGGCGCCGCGUGGCGCGCGUGCCGUGUCGCGCGUCGCUCGUGUUGUGCGUCACCCGUGUCGCGCGUCACCCGUGUCGCGCGUCACGCGUGUUGCGCGCCACGCGUCGCCGCGGUAGAUAUAAGCGCGGACUGCGUUCGCAGGUGGAGUUAAGUUGUAAAAAAUAGAACGCAAUAUAAAUGUGGUUGUUAGGAUUAACGGGACGGCAUAUUGGGUGUUGUGUAUGGAGAGGGAUAGGCGAGACUUGUACCGGUUACCGCAUUACUGCACGCUGCAGACGGCGAUGCCUCUACCAGUGAAUCAUUUGCUUCGUUCAGAACAAUCUGAGCACCCAAUAUGCAACGGAGUAGUCGGUAAUAAUGAUAUCGUAAUGUGUGCAACUGUGGGACUGACAUGGCUCAUGUGAUGAGGAUAAAAUUUGGUUUUUGGAAAUUGGUUUUAAAAUGUUUUCUAAAUUUCUCAAUUCGUGUAUGACACGGCUCGCAUGUGUUUGAGACUGGUUCGAUGUGUAACGGGCGUCGGUUCUCCACUCGCCGCCACUCGUAGCUACUCGCGCCGAUGCAGCUUUAACACUUUCAUUUACAUUGUAACCUGGAGAAUCGACUACCCGAGGCGUUCUCGGUGUGUGGUUUUCAACUCGUAAGUCAAACCUUACAAUUCUGUCAAGUUAACAUCAAGCUAGUUGGUUAUAAUAAUUGACUGCUGUUCAAAAUCUCACAAAGAGAACGCCGUGUGAGAUUUUAUAUCCAAAGAUGUAAUGUGAUGCGUGAUGUAACUCCCUGUAGGGGUAUUAUUAUACUAGUAUUUUAUAUACUUGUUUUUCUAAUUGUUUGGCAUUAGUGAGUAUAUAUAUUAUAUGUUCUGAACAUAGAUCUCCAUUUCGAAUUUUGUAACCUUGAAAAUUUCGCACGUGCACAAUGUGCGGAACUGUCUUGGAAAAUAUUGUAAGGUGAAAAAGUGUUUUAAAAAUACUCUAAAUUUAUAAUUUGAAAAUAACGCAGCGUCUUAAUAUACGUUAAUGUAUUUGUCAACAUUGAAGGGAAGCGUUGGUUGUACCGCGUUCGGAUUUUCUUCGCAGAGCGUCGCCAAGCAAUACUCUGCGUAAAAUCCGUCCGCGGAAUUUACUGUGGUAAGAAAGGCAGUCAAACUGCAGCUCGAUGGUGCUUGUGUGUACUUACGAUGGAUGUCAUAUUUUAUUUGUAUUUUACUAAACGGCUAUUUAUUUGUAUGAGAGCAACUUACGGUUCGUCAUUAUGUUACUUCUAUUUUUUCCAAUACUUUGUAAACGCGACACGUCUCUUGGAACAGUUCGAUGAAAUUGCAAUAAGCGCCAUCUGUUGAAAGGCAUGUAAAGUGUUCGGACAUGUCGCGUAUUGAGAGAUGAGCUGUCGCGCCGUGGGAUGUGACGCGACGUUAUGUUAGAAGUUGGAAGAAGGUGGGAUGUAUGAUUGUGAUAGCGUGGGAGAUCGCACGCGACGUUGGAAUCGCUCGACAUACACAAGGCGGAAUAUUGGUGCGCGACUGCGACGCGCGGUGUGCCGUAGGAAAGUUUUACGAUAAAUGGUGAAAAAAUAAAGAAAUUACAAAAA